AUGGAGCUGUCCACGGUGCUAGUGCUGAUCGCAGCUGGGUGGGCCGUUUGUGUGGCUUCACCUGUCCAGGUCAUUCCGGACUCUAACAGCGAAUCUGUUACCGACCCAAACAGUGAUGACAGAACUGUAUUUGAACGCAUAGAAGCUAUGAAUAAAGGUAUCUCCACGCCACUACAAGAGGGAGACAUUGCCUACAAUAUCAUGCGCAGUACCAUGAAAUGUAACAGCUGUUUGUGGGAUAUCUCACAGAACGGGAUGGUUUACGUCCCUUAUGUUCUUUCCUCUGCAUAUUCUGAUAUAGACAAAUGGCUGAUUACAGACGCCAUCAAGGAGUUUGAAACAAUGACCUGCGUGAAGUUUGUCAGCAGAAGCUCAGAAGCCGACUAUCUCAGCAUAGAGUCUUUACCUGGGUGUUGGUCCCUUGUUUCCAAGAUUGGUGGCAAACAGGUUGUGAGCCUCAAUAAGAACGGGUGCAUGAGCACUGGCGUCAUCCAGCAUGAACUGAUGCACACGCUGGGCUUCAUCCAUGAGCACUCCAGGAGCGACAGGGAUAACUACGUAGAUAUCUUGUGGCAAAACAUCCUUCCAGUAAAUCAGCCCAACUUUGUGAUCAGAGAUUCCAACAAUUUGGAUCUUCCCUAUGACUACGGCUCAGUAAUGCACUACCCAAGCACUGCUUUUUCCAACCCCUCGGGAAGAACGACAAUACUUCCCAAACCUGACCCCAAGGUGCCUAUCGGACAGACGUCUGGAAUGAGCCACCUUGAUGUGAUGAAGAUUAACAAACUCUAUAAGUGCAAUCUUUGCCGGACAAAAUUCACAGACCCUUCAGGAUCUUUCUCUGCCGACGGCCUUUCCUUCGGACAGGACGGCAGCUGUCUUUGGCUGAUUCAAACUCCAAGUAAAAGGGUUUCUCUGCAGCUCAGCGGCAUCAACAUCCCUCUUUCUGUCGGCUGUACUGAAAGCUACAUUAAGGUAUAUGAUGGCCCGUAUAAAUCUGAUGAGGUUCUCCUGAAUAAUACCUGUGGAUUUGAGAUGAUCCCACCUUUAAUUUCAUCUACAAACCUGAUGUUGGUGGAGCUCGUGAGCAGCCAGGAGCCGGCUUUGAGCAGAUUCAGUGCCUCCUAUAAUAACGUUACCUAUGGAGAGACCUUCAUCAAGGAUAACGGGAUUGUGAUUUCUCCAUGGGUCAGAGGGUAUUACCCCAACAAUGUGGAUGCUGUAUAUUCCAUCAUAGCCCCGCCGGGAUAUAAGGUGUCCCUGACCUUCUCUUAUUUCUAUAUGGAGGAUUACCUAAAUUGUUCCAAAGACUACCUGAUUGUCACGGAUGGAGCCGCUACGAUUGCCCCAGCCCUGGGCAAAUUCUGUGGGAUGAAGUUACCUCCGGCUUUGGUGUCUUCUGGGAAUGUAAUGUUAUUGCAGUUUCACAGCGAUGACCAGAAAAACUCCUUUGGAUACAUGGCGUCCUAUCGCUUUGAAUUUGCUGCUUCCUGUGAAAGAAUUGAUGCUAAUGAUGGACACAAAUCUGUUCUAAGGGCCUCUAAGCUGAUGCACCCCGGGAAAGCUAACAACUGGCAGAAAUCUGUCCUUAGGGCUGCCCAGCUCAAGUACCCUGGAAAAGCUAAUGACGGACUAACACCAGUCCUAAGGGCCCUGCAGCUCACGGACCCCGGGAAAGCUAAAGAUGGGACUAAAUCAAUCUUAAAAGCCCCGCAGUUCAAGUAUGACGGGAAAGCUAAAGACGGGACCGGAUCUGUCCUAAAAGCCCCGCAGUUCAAGUAUGACGGACCAUUGGAUCCAGAAGAGCCCAUGGAUAUUGAUAUAAUGUGCGAGGAGGAGCCCAUGGACACUUCUUAUGCCGAGGGUCCGGAGUCGGUGGCUGAGACCCUGGAGACGGGAUUUAAGAGUUUGCUGCAGUGUGACCCCGUGGAGAAGAAAACCAAAUAA
Molecule: messenger RNA, 1947 nt
Organism: Spea bombifrons (plains spadefoot toad)
Lineage: Eukaryota; Metazoa; Chordata; Amphibia; Anura; Pelobatidae
Product: astacin-like metalloendopeptidase
Exons: 21
Coding region: 1-1947 (648 amino acids)
Biological process (GO): proteolysis
Molecular function (GO): metalloendopeptidase activity; zinc ion binding
Source: RefSeq, a predicted model, not a curated record